AUGGCAGUGAUGGGUCACCAUGGAGCAGUGUGGCUUCUUCCCCUUGUCCUCCUUUUCCUGCAGACGGUGCAGACAGUGCUAUCAGACACGUGCAAGGACAACAAUGGGAACUGUGGGCAGUUCUGCAAAGAUGAAGAUGAAGGAGUAGUAUGUUCCUGUGUUGCUGGCUAUGCUCUGGAUGAUGACAACAAAACCUGCGUUCCUGUAGUCAAGUUCCCAUGUGGUAAACUUCAGAGAAAGCACGAAGUGGGUCGAGAAAAAGUUACAGCAAGUCCAGAUGCUCAUCUUAAAAAUGAGGAAACCACUGAGGCCCCGAUCUACCAUCCUGAGGUAACAGAGGAGGCUGGCAGUUUACCCAGUGCGUGUCCAUGGCAGGCAGUUCUGGUAGAGAAGCAUGGUAGCUGGUUUUGUGGGGGGACAAUCCUGAAUGAGUAUUUUAUACUUACUGCAGCUCAUUGCGUUACUGGUUCUAAGGAAUUACAGGUUAUCGUUGGGACGGUGGACAGAGAAGAGGAAGAGCCAAGUACUGCGACGCACAGAGUGGAAAAAAUAAUUCCAAAUGCUGAAUUUGAUUCAAAAUCUUUUGACAGUGACAUAGCCCUUAUCAAAUUAAGCGAACCUAUCACAUUUUCUGAGGAUGUUAUCCCAGCAUGCCUUCCAGAAGAAGACUUUGCUAAUGAUGUUCUGAUGAACCAAACAUUCGGAAUUAUCAGUGGCUUUGGGAACAUCUUUGAACAUACGCAGCCGGUCAAAAGAAUGAAAGUGCUUCAGGUCCCUUACGUGAACAGGAGAACUUGCAAGCAUGCCCUUAAACAUCUAGUCACAAGAAACAUGUUCUGUGCAGGUUAUAAUAAAGAUGGACAAGAUGCUUGCCAAGGAGAUGGAGGAGGCCCCCAUGUAACCGAAUACAAUGGCACUUACUUCGUUACUGGUAUUAUCAGCUGGGGAGAAGGGUGUGGAAAAGAAGGAAAAUAUGGAAUAUACACUAAAUUGUCAAGGUUCUUACCAUGGGUAAGAAGUGUUAUGACACAAAACUCCUAA
Cygnus atratus (black swan) is the source of this 1041-nucleotide messenger RNA. RefSeq names its product coagulation factor X-like. The transcript has 5 exons. Bases 1 to 1041 code for a protein of 346 amino acids. Lineage: Eukaryota; Metazoa; Chordata; Aves; Anseriformes; Anatidae. The record is from RefSeq and is a predicted model, not a curated record. Gene Ontology annotation, molecular function: serine-type endopeptidase activity. Gene Ontology annotation, biological process: proteolysis.